Molecule: messenger RNA, 1843 nt
Organism: Mesoplodon densirostris (Blainville's beaked whale)
Lineage: Eukaryota; Metazoa; Chordata; Mammalia; Artiodactyla; Ziphiidae
Gene: AKAP7
Product: A-kinase anchoring protein 7
Exons: 9
Coding region: 47-1162 (371 amino acids)
Cellular component (GO): cytosol
Molecular function (GO): protein kinase A regulatory subunit binding
Source: RefSeq, a predicted model, not a curated record
GGCCGCAGCCGCCUGCAGAGACCUGCAGCCAGCCAACGCCAGCACUAUGGAGCGCACCGGAGCCGGAGAAAUAAAUUCCAAUGAGUGUGAAAAUGUGUCAAGUAAAAGGGAAAUGUCGGAAGAAUUUGAAGCCAACACAGUGGAUUCUCUGGUAGAUUUGCCGUUUGCUACUAUCGAUAUUAUAGAUGAUUGUGGAAUCACUGAUGUACCUAAGAUAAAUUUGGAGAGAAGUAAAGAAAAUGAAUGGAACAAUAAAGAUAAAAUAAAGAAGAGGAAAAAAAAGCAAAAAGAUUAUCAACCCAACUAUUUCCUAUCCAUUCCGAUCACCAACAAAGAGAUUACAAAAGGAAUUAAGAUCCUGCAAAAUGCAAUAAAACAACAAGAUCAGAGACUGGCCAAAGCAAUGAGCGGUGAUGGUUCCUUUCAUAUUACCCUGCUAGUGAUGCAGUUAUUAAAUGAAGAUGAAAUAAACAUGCCCCAGCAGGAAUCUUGUGCUUCAGCAGAACAUGCCAUUGCAAUGCCCAGAAAGAACAGUGGUAUUGAUGCUCUUUUGGAAUUAAAACCAUUUGUGGAAGAAAUCCUCCAAGGAAAAACUUUGACUUUGCCCUUUGAAGGGGUUGACACUUUUGGAAAUCAGGUUGGAUUUGUGAAGCUGGCAGAAGGAGAUCACAUAACCCCACUUUUGGAGAUAGCAGAUGCUGCAAAAAGGACAUUUCAAGAAAAAGGUAUCUUGGCAGGAGAAAGCAGAACUUUUAAGCCUCAUUUGACCUUCAUGAAAUUGUCCAAAGCACCAUGGCUCCGGAAGAAGGGAGUGAAAAAAAUAGACCCCAAAUUCUAUGAAAAAUUUAUCAGCCACAGAUUUGGAGAAGAAAUGGUACAUCGCAUAGAUCUUUGCUCCAUGCUGAAGAAAAAGCAAAGUAAUGGUUAUUAUCACUGUGAGUCUUCAAUUGUGAUUGGCCAGAAACCUAUUGGAAUCCGGGACUUAAUUAAUGAAGCUUUGCGUCGAGAGAGGAUGGGUCUGCAGUCCAAAGUGAAACAGAUAAAGGAACUUUUAUUAAAGCCUGAGACUCAGGCCAAAAUUAGGAGGGAGCUUUUUGAAGGAAGAUUCAUUAACAACAGUAAUGAAGGAAAUGAUGUUGAUUUCAGCGCAAUUUUGACGUAAGCUCUACAUUGCUAUCGUGGUACCAGAGUUUAUGAAAUCUUUUCAGCUCAUUAAAUAGCUCUUUGGUAAAUACCACAGAAGUGUUCUGAUAGAGUCUGCACAACAGCAAACCAACAUUGGUAAGGAGUUAACAAUCUCUUACCAAAGAAAACUGAUUCUGCACUGUUAUUUUUAAGCUAAAUGUUUUAGAAUGUUUAUCUCUAUAAUACCGAGAUUCAUUUUAUAGAAAGGACUUCUUAAUUAGCCAUUGUGAGAUGUUCGUUGAGUCCUCACAAAUAAAAUAUACAGACCGUGGAAAAUCAUCUACAGACAAAAAAAAAUUACAGUAUUUUAAGGGUAACUUGUCUCCUGUUGACAUGAUUUUUGUUGUUAAAUCAAAAGAAGCAUUGUUCACAUGUAUCUAUGCCUAGUGUUACUUUUAUUAUUUUAUUAUUUUUUAUUUUUUAUUUUUUUGUGGUACGCGGGCCUCUCACUGCUGUGGCCUCUCCCGUUGCGGAGCACAGGCCCCGGAUGUGCAGGCUCAGUGGCCAUGGCUCACGGGCCCAGCCGCUCCGCGGCACGUGGGAUCCCCCCAGACCGGGACACGAACCCGCGUCCCCCGCAUCGGCAGGCAGACUCCCAACCACUGCGCCACCAGGGAAGCCCCUAGUGUUACUUUUAAUGAGACUUUGAAUGUUUAUU